Messenger RNA from Colletotrichum higginsianum IMI 349063, 1824 nucleotides. Its product is annotated as X-Pro dipeptidyl-peptidase. The transcript is spliced from 2 exons. The coding region runs from base 1 to 1824 and encodes 607 amino acids. NCBI's taxonomy places the organism in Eukaryota, Fungi, Ascomycota, Sordariomycetes, Glomerellales, Glomerellaceae. The record is from RefSeq and is a predicted model, not a curated record.
AUGACCGCAGAACACCUUGCAUCAAGGCCUCAUCUGGCAGUGAUCAAAGACCCAGACGGCGACUGGAUCCAUCUCCAUGCCGCCAAACAGCAUGAACCUGCCGCAGCCAACCUCGAGUCCAUGACGGAACGCAUUGUACGAAUCACCGAGGAUGAAAGGGAUCUCACGGAUUUCUACAACAUCAAAUGUUCCCCUACGAGGUCUCGGCGUCUCGAGAAGUUCUACAACGAUGAGCUCGAGAGCUUGUUCAAGGCGCCGUUCGACACGUUCAGCCAGGAAGACAAGGUCGACUUUUUGCUGCUUCGCAACUAUCUCAGACGGAACAUCCGUGUCCUGCUCCUGGAUCGAAAGCGAGACGGCCAAGUGGCACCCGUGCUGCCUUUUGCCCAGGCCCUCGUCGAUAUUUGUGAGGCUCGCCAGAACAUGGCCCCAAUCGACAGCAAGAAAACGGCCAUGAUUAUCAACGAGACGGUCAAGAGAAUAGCGACGACGACAAGGGCCAUCCAAGCCAAUGAGAUCCAAGCAGCCGACUCGACCUUCUCACGGGCCAUGAGCACCAUCGACCAGCUGCGAGGCCACGUCGACGAGUUCUACGGCUUCUACGCCCCGUACGACCCCCUGUUCCCCUGGUGGUGCUCGGUGCCCAAGCAGCAGCUCGACGAUGCGCUAGGCGGCUUGAGGGGGGCCAUCGACGCCCGCCUCACCCAGAAGAACGGGUCCGGGUCCAUCCGCGCCGCGGUCGAGCCGAUCGGGAGGGACGGUCUCCUCAACGAGCUCGAGGCGGAGAUGAUCCCCUACACGCCCGAGGAGCUCCUGAAGCUGGCGAGGGAGCAGUACGAUUGGUGCGAGCGGGAGAUGAAAAAAGCGUCGCGAAGCAUUCGUCGCGACAGAGUGAGCGCCGUUCCAGCGGCGGCAGAGGGACAUGGGACUGGCGAUACAUCGUGCCUCGAAGAAGCCGAUAACGGCUUUGGCGAUGACUGGAAGGCCGCCAUGGAAUACGUCAAAAACAGCUACGUGGAGCCGGGGCAGCAGCCGCAGAUGGUGCGGCGGCUGGCCCUCGAGGGCAUCGCCUUCGUCAAGAAGCACGACCUGGUCACGGUGCCCGAGGUGGCCGAGACUUGGCGUAUGUUCAUGAUCUCGGCGGAGCAGCAGAAGGAGUCACCCUUCUUCCUCGGCGGACCGUCCUUCUGGGUCUCGUACCCGACGCCGGCCAUGGACCACGAUCUCAAGAUGAUGGUGAUGCGCGGCAACAACCCUCACUUCUCGCGCGCCACGGCCUUCCACGAGCUCAUCCCGGGCCACCGGCUCCAGCUGUUCAUGGGGAGGCGCCACCGCCCCCACCGCGAGCUGUUCUCGACGCCCUUCUUCGUCGAGGGCUGGGCCAUGUACUGGGAGUACGUCUUCUGGAACCGGGGCGACUUCUUCGUCAGCGCCGAGGACAAGAUCGGCACGCUGUUCUGGCGCAUGCACCGGUGCGCGAGGAUCAUCUUCUCGCUCAAGUACCACCUGGGCGAGAUGACGCCCCAGCAGUGCGUCGACAUGCUGGUCGACUGGGUCGGACACGAGAGGUCCAACGCCGAGGGCGAGGUCACCCGGUCGUUCGGCGGCGACUACUCCCCCCUGUACCAGGCCGGCUACAUGCUGGGCGCGUUACAGAUGCACGGCUUGCGGGAGGAGGUGUUGACGAAGGGUGUCAUGGGCGAGAAGGAGCUUCACGACAGGAUCCUCAGGGCCAACACGAUGCCCAUCGAGCUGCUCCGCGCGCUGCUCCUGAACCAGAGUCUCAGCCCGGAGCAGACCUCCAAGUGGAGGUUCUACGACUGA